AUGAAUCCAUUUGAAAAAUUUAUUGUUGAAACAACUGAAAAUGAAAUGACAAGAUCAAAAAGUUUUGAUCUUUCCAAUUCCGAAUCUUCAUUAUUUCAACAAAAUACACAACUUUCAAGUAUAUCAAAUGCUAUUGGAUAUGAUCCUUCACGUAUGGCUACUUUUUUAGGACAUCAUCAUACAUUAAAUAAUAAAUCUGUACAAAAAUUAGAUACGAUUCAUGAAAAUUUGCCAACAUCCAAACAGAAUUUUUCACCGCAGAUAUCAUCGAGUUUUUGCUGGAAUCAAAACAAAGAACAACCAUUAUCAGAUAAUAAAAUUGUAUCAGUUCGUGGUUCUGUUAGUUCAUGGAAUUUAUAA
This is a messenger RNA of Adineta steineri, 360 nucleotides long. The record is from the annotation of a GenBank genome assembly. Lineage: Eukaryota; Metazoa; Rotifera; Eurotatoria; Adinetida; Adinetidae.